AUGCGUCUUGUCAAGAACAAGAUUGAGCACGAUGGCUCCGGCACCGUCACAUUGUUCCCCGAGGAGCCCGAAGACAUGUGGCACGCAUACAACCUUAUUCGACCCGGAGACCUUCUACGCGCAAGUGCUAUCCGCCGAGUCACCUCAACCCAAGACACUGGAUCGACGUCAUCCGCACGAGUACAUUUAAACCUUGAAAUCCGGGUGAAGAACCUUGAUUUCGAUCCCCAGAGCUCGCAACUUCAUGUCUCAGGUCAGAUUGUGAAUGAGACUGCGCAUACCAAGAUCGGACAAUUCCACACCCUUGACUUGGAAUUGAAUCGCAACUUCACGUUAGAAAAAGAUGUCGGCUCGGAUGGUGAGGGUGUUGGGUGGGAUAGCAUUGCGGUCGAAAUGCUUAAGGACGCCGUGGAUGAGGGUGGGAAACGUCGUGCAGAGGCAGUCGCCGUUGUGAUGCAGGAGGGAUUGGCACAUAUCUGCUUUAUUGGCCAGUUCCAGACAAUAUUAAAGCAGAAAAUUGAGAUGUCUGUACCGAGGAAACGGCAGGGUGGAGGAGAUCAUGAUAAAGGCAUGGGCAAGUUCUACCGCGUCACACUCGAAACACUCCUCCGACAGAUGGAGUUCAAUACCAGCAUUACAUCCGGCUCAAACAAUGAGACUGUGAGACCUAUUCUACUAGCUUCACCCGGAUUCGUCGCGGCGGGAUUUCACAAAUACAUUCAAACAGAAGCAACAACAACACCCGCUCUCAGAAGACUCCUAUCUAGUGUCGUGGUUGUGCAUUCGGCAUCAGGAUAUAUGAACUCUUUAUCCGAGGUUCUCCAGUCCCCAGCUGUGAAGACACUUUUGGCCGAUACAAAGUACGCGCGCGAGACCAAAUUAAUGGACGAUUUCUUGGAUCAAUUGCGCAAAGAGACGAACAAGGCUACAUACGGUCCACGUGAGGUCGAGUCAGCGGUUGAUCAGGGCGCUGUGGGCCGUGGCGGUGGAGUAUUAAUCAUGUCCAACCGGUUGUUCAGAUCGCAAAAUAUCGGGGAACGGAAACGAUGGGUCGGACUCGUAGAUCGGGUUCGUGAUGUGGAGGGUGGUGAGGUGCGAAUUCUCAGUUCCGAUCAUGAGAGUGGAAAGCGCCUUGAGGGACUUGGAGGUAUCGCGGCGCUUUUGACAUUCCCUAUUUGUGAUGAAGGUUUCGAUUCCGACGACGAUGCCUAA
Penicillium longicatenatum is the source of this 1212-nucleotide messenger RNA. Its product is annotated as putative translation factor pelota. NCBI's taxonomy places the organism in Eukaryota, Fungi, Ascomycota, Eurotiomycetes, Eurotiales, Aspergillaceae. The record is from RefSeq and is a predicted model, not a curated record. Gene Ontology annotation, cellular component: cytoplasm. The transcript is spliced from 3 exons. The coding region runs from base 1 to 1212 and encodes 403 amino acids. Gene Ontology annotation, biological process: nuclear-transcribed mRNA catabolic process, no-go decay; RNA surveillance; nuclear-transcribed mRNA catabolic process, non-stop decay.